Thermothielavioides terrestris NRRL 8126 is the source of this 3070-nucleotide messenger RNA. RefSeq lists its product as uncharacterized. Lineage: Eukaryota; Fungi; Ascomycota; Sordariomycetes; Sordariales; Chaetomiaceae. Gene Ontology annotation, cellular component: cytoplasm; microtubule; membrane. Bases 1 to 2775 code for a protein of 924 amino acids. The transcript has 5 exons. The record is from RefSeq and is a predicted model, not a curated record. Gene Ontology annotation, molecular function: GTP binding; microtubule binding; GTPase activity.
AUGGGCUCUCUCGAGACUCCGCCGCCGCCGCAGGUGGAUCUUGAUGCUGAGUCGCUGGCGCAACUCAACGACCCCCAGGCGAAGGCGCUGCUCGACACCAUUGACAGUCUCCGGGAGAUCCAUGUCGGCGACAUCGUCAACCUGCCGCAGAUCAUCGUCGUCGGCGACCAGUCGUCGGGCAAGAGUUCCGUGCUGGAAGCCAUCUCGCGCGUGCGCUUCCCCGUCGACGGCGACUUGUGCACGCGCUUCGCCACGGAGCUCGUUCUGCGCCGCGCCAGUGAGACAGCCGUGCAAGUCAGCAUCCAGCUCGCGGACAGCGCGCCCGGGCCGGUUGGGCAAGGAUCCGUCUUGGGCCAGCCAUUCCAUAGGGAGGCCUUCGACCGGGAGGCCUUGCCCGACAUAAUCCGCGAAGCCAAGACGCGCAUGGGCGUUUGCGAGGGGAGCGCCAAGAGAUUCUCACGGGACAUCUUGCGGGUCGAGAUUUCCGCACCAGACGUGUACCCUCUGACGCUGGUCGACCUUCCUGGCAUUUUCCACAGCGCGACGGCCGACCAGAACCAGGCCGACAAGGAGAUCGUCGACCAGCUGGUGGCGAGCUAUAUGAGCCAGCCGAAGAGCAUCAUCCUCGCCGUCGUGGCCGCAAACAAUCAGCUCGCCAACCAGGCGGUUCUGCAGGUGGCUCGGAAGCACGACCCGUCCCGCGAGCGCACCAUUGGCGUCAUCACCAAGCCCGACCUGGCCGGACCUGGGUCGGCUAACGAGCGCAAGUACCUGGACCUGGCCAAGGGCCUCGAGAGCAUGCACAAGCUCACCCUCGGCUGGUACGUUCUGCGCAACCCGUCCGAGAGCGAGAGGUCUUCGGGGGUUGACGCCCGAGAUGAUAUCGAGCAGCGCUUCUUCCGGUCCGGCGCCUGGAGCUCCAUCCUGCCGGCGAACAGGGGCGUCGAGAGCCUGCGGAAGCGUCUGAGUAAAGUCCUUCUCGACCACAUCAGGACCAACCUACCGGGCCUGAUCCAAGAUAUCGAAGCAAAUCUGAAGAAGCGCCAGGAGGCGCUGGAUCGUCUUGGCAGCUCGCGGUCGACGCCCGAGGAGCUCCGCUCGUACUUGCUCGGCAUCGCCGAGGACUUUCAGUGGCUGGCCCGCGACGGGAUUGAGGGUCGGUACAGCAAUGAGGACUUCUUUGGGGGCAUCGAGGAGCAGAAGACAAAGCUGCGCGCCAAGCUGCGCAACAUGAACCGCGCUUUUGACGCCGUCAUGAAUCUCAAAGGCGCCCGAUACAAGAUCCUGUGGGACAACAGGGGUGCUGCUGACGAGAAUCCGGGCGAUGAGGAUGCCUACCUGCGGAAACUGAUGGACGAAUACGACGUGCCACACCCAGAACCCAAACGUGAAGCAGAGCUCAAUGCGGAGCUGCAGCUGCAGGCCUCGUUCAACCUGGGCCGCGAAUUCCCCGGCGAAGCCAACAGCGAGCUCGCCCUCCAGCUGUUCAAGAAGCAGGCCAAGCCGUGGAAGAACAUCGCCUGGACUCACCUCCGGAAAGUGUUGAAGGUCUGCGAAGAGUUCGUUGAGGAGGCCUUCCGGCACGUCAUCGGCACCGACGAAACCACCUUCAGUGCUGUCCUGAGCGACUGCGUGGACCCCUUCUUUGCCGAGCGGGAGGAGCUGCUACGUAAAAAGAUGCAGGAGCUGCUUCUUCCCUACGAACAGAGUUACGGGUUGCCACUCGAGGACGAGUUCAGCCUCAAAAUGGAGGAAAAGACGCUCCGCCGACUGGCCGGUCGGCUCGCCGAUCACCUUGGAGAAGUCCACCCUGAACUGUUCCGAAACAAAGCGCGCCUGAGCCGACAGAUGCUCCAGAAGGCCGUCCGUAACCUGGGCCAGGUUCGGCGGGACGAAUUUGCCGCCUCGAGAGUGAUUGAUAUGGCCAUCUCUCAUUAUGAGAUGUCACUGCGGACCUUUGUCGACAACAUCAUCAAUCUCGCAGUCGAGGGCUGUCUGGUCUGCGACCUUCCGAACAUCCUGACACCGAGGAAGGUCGACAAGAUGAGCGCUGACCAGCUGACGGAGCUGGCCGCCGAGUCGGACGAGGUGCAGAGCCAGCGAAUGGUUCUCCGGAGAGAGGUCCGCAUCCUCAGGGAGGGCCUGCGCAGGUGCCAGAGGAACAGGCCGAGAGAGCUGACAGGUGGGUCAGUGACAUUCAACACAGGGAGCGCCGGUCUUUCGGGAGGCUCAGACCCCGGAUGCCGAGCCGCCGCUUCCACCAUGACUCACCGGCCUCCGGCUGCUGCCGCACCAGCAGCGGCCUCCGCUCCGCCCGGAACUAGCCUUUUCUCGUCCUUCAAGUUCAGCGACGCCCUCAACGCUUCAGAGGGAAAACACCCCCCUGCCCAUCCUCCCGCUGCCCACGCCCGUCGACCUGCCCAGCACGCUGCAAACCUUCGUCCCCGCAUCCGCGUCCGCCUCCCGCCUUCCACGCUCUUCCCUUCCACGUCCAACUCGACCGCGACGCGAUCUAACGUCACCACCUUCGGCACCCCCAGCAGUAAGGCAAGCAUAUCUGGUCUGUUUGGCGCCCCGAAUCCAGAGAACAAGGCCGCUGCCGCAAGCGGCACCAGCGCACCGUCACUGCUUGGAGCGAACGCGACAGCUGCGCAGGCCACGACGAGCACAGCCACUACCCCCACAGCCGGUAAAGGUGGGAGUCAAACGAGUACGGGCCGCAGCACAAACAACGUCAUUACCGGCGGCGGCGGAGCGGGCGUUGUCGGUGCGUGAUGCUCGCUCUGCUUCUCCCAGCUCCUCAUUCUCCCCCCUCCACCCCCGCCACCGCCGCCACCAACCAGUCAUUCCUGUCGCCAUCCAACGGGGAGCAUGCCCAAGAGCUGAAGGAAGAGUGGGAAUUUUCGCAGCCCUCUGUUCUAGAAGAAGAGGGGGCUGCGAAUCUCUUCUGGAAGAAGAGACGGCUGCGAUAAUCCUCACUUUUUCCUUCAGCCCUCGGGUAAUACCUAUUCAGGACGCUGACAAGCUGAGAUAUGCCGGGAUGUGAGCAUGUGCCGCUGCUGGACACGUC